CAGUCAUAGCGAAAUGACUAAGGGUACGUCCAGCUUUGGAAAGAGGCACAAUAAGACCCACACUUUCUGUCGAAGGUGUGGGCACAGAUCCUUUCACAUUCAGAAAAAAAUGUGUGCAAGGUGUGGCUACCCAAGUCCCCGUCAGAGGCAUUACAACUGGUCUAAGAAAGCCCAGAGAAGGAAGACUACUGGCACUGGAAGGAUGAGGCACAUGAAGGUCGUUUUCAGACGGUUCAGAAACGGUUUCCGUGAGGGAACUGUGCCCAAACCUAGAAACAAGGCAGCAGCCCCGGCCUCUUCAGCUGUUGCAACAAAAUAAAUUAAAGGUGUAAAGUGAUCGUCU
Molecule: messenger RNA, 343 nt
Organism: Aplysia californica (California sea hare)
Lineage: Eukaryota; Metazoa; Mollusca; Gastropoda; Aplysiida; Aplysiidae
Product: 60S ribosomal protein L37
Biological process (GO): translation
Cellular component (GO): ribosome; cytosolic large ribosomal subunit
Molecular function (GO): RNA binding; structural constituent of ribosome
Source: RefSeq, marked provisional